Molecule: messenger RNA, 761 nt
Organism: Aspergillus steynii IBT 23096
Lineage: Eukaryota; Fungi; Ascomycota; Eurotiomycetes; Eurotiales; Aspergillaceae
Product: DIM1 family thioredoxin-like protein
Exons: 6
Coding region: 192-623 (143 amino acids)
Biological process (GO): mRNA splicing, via spliceosome
Cellular component (GO): U4/U6 x U5 tri-snRNP complex; spliceosomal complex; U5 snRNP
Source: RefSeq, a predicted model, not a curated record
GUCUUACUGUACACUCGCAGAUAGCAGACUUUUCACCUUUCAGUUGAAGUCGCAUACUUUUGCUGCAGUCAAUUGACCAAUCCCCUCACGUGAGAUAAAGACGCUCACCUGUGCAAGCAAGCCCCAUCACUUCCAUCCUGACCACUACAACCUUCUCCAUCCCAUCCCAUCUUUCCCCGUAAGCCGUCGCCAUGGGUUCCGUCGUCCUGCCCCAUCUUCAUACCGCAUGGCAUGUGGACCAGGCCAUCCUCAGCGAGGAGGAUCGUCUCGUGGUGAUUCGAUUCGGUCGAGACCACGACGUCGACUGUAUGCGCCAAGAUGAAGUGCUCUUCAAGAUCGCCGAGCGAGUCAAGAAUUUCGCCGUGAUCUACCUCUGCGACAUCGACGAGGUGCCCGAAUUCAACACCAUGUACGAACUGUUCGACCCGAUGACGAUCAUGUUCUUCUACAGAAACAAACACAUGAUGUGUGAUUUCGGAACCGGAAACAACAAUAAAUUGAACUGGGUUCUCGAAGACAAGCAGGAGCUGAUCGAUAUCAUCGAGACGAUCUACAAAGGUGCCAAGAAGGGACGUGGUCUGGUGGUUAGUCCAAAGGAUUAUUCGACGAGAUAUCGCUACUGAGAUGGUGGGUGUGGUUGUGGUGGUGAUUUGACGCCUGGUAUGAAUUAUGAGGAUGAAAAGGCCAAGAACUGGCUUCGUGAGCUCUUCUUCUGGUCUUGCAUGGGGAGUAUUGGCUAUAAAACGAAAUGAUAAAAAAAC